This is a messenger RNA of Oryza brachyantha (malo sina), 1519 nucleotides long. Its product is annotated as hydroxymethylglutaryl-CoA lyase, mitochondrial. Gene Ontology annotation, molecular function: hydroxymethylglutaryl-CoA lyase activity. The transcript has 9 exons. Gene Ontology annotation, biological process: ketone body biosynthetic process; L-leucine catabolic process. NCBI's taxonomy places the organism in Eukaryota, Viridiplantae, Streptophyta, Magnoliopsida, Poales, Poaceae. Bases 155 to 1315 code for a protein of 386 amino acids. The record is from RefSeq and is a predicted model, not a curated record.
CGCGGAGGCGCAGCCGCGGCCUCCAAUUUUCGGACUCCGGUGCUCUCUCCCCCUUUGCGUCGGAUUCAAGUAAGGCCUGAGUUCGGUGCCCUAUAUCCCUCAUCCUCUAGUGCGAUUCGAUUGGGUUGGCUUCGAAUUUGUCGAUCGAUCGAGAAUGUCGAGCCUUGAGCAGCCACUUGGUCUUGGGGACCUGCCAAAGUUGAGUAUUAACAGACUUGAAAGGUUCUCUCCAAGUGCCUGCAGAGCAAGCGCUGAUGAUUGCAGCCCUAGCAAUUACAAGCAUUGCAAUGGUGGAAAUGACCAGACGAUCUUUCACGGUAGUUCUUCAUGGCAUAUGCAAGGACACUACACCAAUUCAUCAUGCAAUGGAGUGGAUAUGGAGUUCAGAGCUCUUCCACGGAAGGUUUUAUGGGACCUUCCAAGGUUUGUAAAGAUAGUUGAAGUUGGACCACGUGAUGGUCUGCAAAAUGAGAAGAAUACUGUACCAACAUCUGUAAAGAUUGAACUGAUACACAAAUUGGUGGCGUCUGGUCUAUCAGUAAUUGAAGCCACAAGUUUUGUUUCCCCAAAAUGGGUGCCACAGCUAGCAGAUGCAAAGGAUGUGGUUGAAGGGAUUAGGCAUGUACCAGAUGUGCGCUUUCCAGUGUUAACUCCUAACCUCAGAGGAUUUGAGGCUGCUGUUGCAGCUGGUGCAAAAGAAGUUGCAGUUUUCGCAUCUGCCUCUGAAUCCUUUUCUAAGUCAAACCUUAAUUGUACCAUCAAGGAAAGCCUUGUUCGGUACCGUGAUGUUAUAACUUCUGCCAAGAAACAUGGAAUAGGUCUCCGUGGGUAUGUUUCAUGUGUGGUUGGCUGCCCUGUUGAAGGCACAAUUCAUCCAUCAAAGGUAGCAUAUGUAGCCAAGGAGCUCUAUGAUAUGGGUUGCUCGGAGAUUUCACUUGGGGACACAAUUGGAGUUGGCACACCAGGUAGUGUACUUGCUAUGCUUGAAGCUGUCAUGUCUUUUGUCCCGGUGGACAAGCUCGCCGUUCAUUUCCAUGAUACAUAUGGCCAAGCCCUUGCCAACAUAAUGGUCUCUCUCCAAAUGGGUAUCAACAUAGUGGACUCAUCAGUGUCAGGACUUGGAGGAUGCCCAUACGCAAAUGGCGCCACUGGCAACGUCGCGACAGAGGACGUGGUGUACAUGCUCCACGGCCUGGGGAUAGAGACCAAUGUUGAUCUCAACAAGCUCAUGGAUGCUGGAGAUUACAUCUCCAAGCAUCUGGGAAGGCCAUCAGGUUCCAAGACCACCACUGCUCUCCGCAAGCUAACGACCUAAGUCCCUGACAAAUAUAUUAGGGACUCAGAAAAGAAUAUCAAGGACACAUCAGUUUGUUUUUACAGAAGUGCUGUGAUUGUAAUUUGUAGUUGUAAACCGUCUCAAUUUAGUCCCUACACGGCCAAAAAUAAAGAGAAACCAUCUACGUAUAACCAUUUCUGUAUCAUUUCUUGGAUCGUAUAAUCAGUGCUCUUCGUACAGAAA